Messenger RNA from Coccidioides posadasii C735 delta SOWgp, 1191 nucleotides. RefSeq lists its product as uncharacterized. Gene Ontology annotation, molecular function: urate oxidase activity. The record is from RefSeq and is a predicted model, not a curated record. Lineage: Eukaryota; Fungi; Ascomycota; Eurotiomycetes; Onygenales; Onygenaceae. Gene Ontology annotation, biological process: urate catabolic process; purine nucleobase catabolic process. Gene Ontology annotation, cellular component: peroxisome.
CCAGCUUAUUCCUCGAGACCCGAUUGAUACCCUGCUGCAGAUUAUAUUUAAAAGCCCAGACCUGGCCUUUGUCACUUCACCAAGCCCUAUAUAUAACUCAAAUCACCAGAUCUUUUCUGUUUGGCACGAUAUUAGAGUUAAAUCUGCUCAACGAUGGAGACCACCCUAGCCGCGGCACGAUAUGGAAAGGAGAAUGUCAAGGUGUGCAAGGUCCACCGUGAUACCACAACUGGUUGGCAAACAGUCACGGAAAUGACAGUCAGUGUGUUGCUGGAGGGUGAUAUUGAAAGCUCAUACACCAAAGCCGACAAUAGCGUCGUUGUUGCAACGGAUUCUAUGAAAAAUACCAUAUAUAUAUUGGCCAAACAGCAUCCUGUCACUUCUCCCGAGCUUUUUGCGUCUAUUAUCGGGAGUCAUUUCAUAGAGGCAUAUAAACAUAUUCAUGCGGCGCAUGUCAAUAUCGUUGCUCAUCGGUGGACAAGAAUGGCUAUCGACGGAAAGCUACACCCACAUUCAUUCAUGCGCGAUGGUAUGGAUGUCCGAAUCGCAGACGCCGAUGUCAUUGAGGGCAAGGGGAUUGAAAUCAAAUCUUCGAUCUCUGGCCUUCUCCUUCUAAAGAGCACAGGAUCCCAAUUUCACGGAUUCAUACAAGAUGAAUUCACCACGUUGCCUGAAACCUGGGACAGGAUUUUAAGCACAGAGAUUGAUGCGAAUUGGACUUGGAUGCCAUUUGAAAACCUCGACCAUGUCAAGUCCGUAGUUCCUAAAUUUGACCGGGCCUUCUCUUCGGCGCGAGAUAUCAGCUUAAGGCUCUUUGCGCAAGAUGAUAGCGCAAGCGUGCAAAACACAAUGUAUAAAAUGGCUAGUGAAAUCCUUGGCACUGAGCCGUUGCUGAAAACUGUGUCGUACUCGCUUCCGAACAAGCAUUACCUUGAACUAGGUCUGAGCUGGCACAAAGGACUGAAAAAUGUUGGUAAAGAUGCAGAAGUAUAUGUGCCGACCUCGGCGCCGAAUGGCUUAAUUCAAUGCACGGUUGCGCGUGGAACUGACCGCUACAUACGGGCGACAACUUCAAAGCUCUAACCAGGGUCCUUGAGCUUGAGCCGUGAUGCUGGAACCUUUAAAAACCUAAGCAGGAGCGCUGUACACCUGACUUGUUUAGUCCCGUUCGUAAAUCAAAUAUCAUACAAG